Messenger RNA from Micropterus salmoides (largemouth bass), 2321 nucleotides. RefSeq names its product DIX domain containing 1a (gene dixdc1a). The transcript is spliced from 16 exons. NCBI's taxonomy places the organism in Eukaryota, Metazoa, Chordata, Actinopteri, Centrarchiformes, Centrarchidae. Gene Ontology annotation, cellular component: cytosol. Bases 444 to 1826 code for a protein of 460 amino acids. Gene Ontology annotation, biological process: canonical Wnt signaling pathway. The record is from RefSeq and is a predicted model, not a curated record.
GUGCGACCAAGCAGAAGAGAAAGAGGGGAAGGAGGGAGGGAGGGCAGAGGGAAUAAAUGCAAAAAGGCCGACUGUGAAAAAAGGGUGAAAAAUAUGCACAAGAGCUGCAUUAGUUCUUGUCCGCUAAGAACAAAAAACAUUGUGUUCGUGAAUGGGAGCUGGUGAGCUCAGGCACAAGGCGAGUGCAAUGAGAAACCAGGCAGACUUCAGUCGCUGGUGUUGCUGAACACCAAUCCUCUCUCCCUCUGUCUCUCGCUGUCUGUCUCUGCCAGCUAGGACUGAGACUUGUGUGCGACGUGGAGACUCCUCUGGUGGCUGCUUUCAGGGCUGUUCCCCUCCCUGCUGCCCCGGCUGUGUUUGGGCUAUGGUCUUGACUGAGAAGCAGAGCAUCACCCAGAUGCGGGGCUCUAACUGUAUGGGAGGUUAAGCCUGUAAACACCAGCAUGGGAGCCAAACAGAUGAAAUGCCUCAGCUCAGCCAGCCCUGCUCACUCCCCCAAAGAGGAGUAUGUUAUCACCCAGUCCACUGACACCCCUAAAGAAGAAACAAGCCAUGAUCAGUUGGAGAACCAGGGGGAAACUCGGGAUGACAAAUCUGAGCUGACAGAGAAGAAAUCUGUCACAGAAGAGGUGUCUCUGUGUGGAUUGUGUCCCUCCCUCGGGCACAAUGGGCAGGAGGAGGAGAAGUCCUGGGAGGAGCAGCUGGACGCCCACCAGGAGCAGCUGGAGAAGGAGAUGCAGGAGGCCAGGAGGAUGGUGUUCCGCCUACAGGCUUUGUUGCUCCAUGGCUCCCUCCCUGAGGAGGACCAGGAUGGAUCUGUAAACUUCGGAGAUAACCGGGCUAACACUGAACAGCAGCUGGUCCUAAUCCGCAGUCGUCUGGACCAAAGCGUGGAGGAAGCCCUUGAUCUCAAGAGGGAACUCCUGAGACACAAACAGGAGGCACGCCACCUUCAGGCCAUCAAGGAUGCUCUGCAGCAGCGCCUGGCAGUGCAGGAGGAUGCUGUUCUGCAGCUAAAGCAGGAACUACUGAGGUGCAGCAUGGCCAAGGAUCAGCUGGAAGGGGAAAAUGUGGAGCUCAAACACAAGUUGAGUGAACGGAACAAAUUACUCAGUGAAUAUGAGCAGCAACUCGGGAGGAAGGACAGAAUACUGCAGCAACAGCAACAAAAGCUCGAUGAAGCACAGCAUAAAGCACAUGAAGCCAACCUUGGACGGUCAUUCAGGAGUGAAAGUGGUGGUUACAGUAACUCAUUGGCUUCGACAUCUCCUGCAGUAUUCCAACACAGUGCACCGGGGGAAGAGCUUCAGCUGGUCAGGGAGGCACUGCGUAGUUUGAGGGACAGCUUUUCUGGUCAUGACCCCCAACAUCAUACCCUGGACACCCUGGAGCAGGGUGUGUCCAGCCUCAUGGACCGAUUACACUCUUUGGACACCCAGCGCCGACAGGACAGAGGGGAGGAAUUUAAAUCACCAGGACGUAGAGCCAACUCAACAGACCGUGACUCCUGGCCACCGAGUUCAAAAAUGGCGCACUCACACAGCAGCCCGGGAUUGGACACCGCCGUCUCCACUAAAGUGCUCUACUUCACUGAUCGCUCGCUGACUCCGUUUCUGAUUAAUAUCCCAAAAAGGCUGGGUGAGGUGACACUGCGAGACUUCAAGGCCGCUGUGGACAGACAAGGCAGUUUCAGAUACCACUUCAAGGCCCUCGACCCAGAGUUUGGCACAGUGAAAGAGGAGGUAUUUCAGGACGGAGCAGUCGUGCCUGGCUGGGAAGGGAAGAUUGUAGCGUGGGUGGAGGAGGACCACGGAGACAGGAGGUAGAGCCCAAAAACCAGAGAUCACCACUACAAACCUCAGUUGUUCCCACUGGACCAGGAUUCCACUGAAACUACUUGUGUUGCCAUAUUAGGAAAAAAGGUUGUAAUACAGUUCACUGGGACCAAUGGAUCUAACACAAUUUUGAUACAAAAAGUGUUGAAUGUUUUAAAAGUGAAUGUUUCAUAUGAAGAAUUUGACUUGACAUUUAGGUACCACUUGAAUGGAUAUUGUUUGCAGCUCAUAAAUUAACAUGUGGGACUACAAACUAAUGGUCAGUAAUGUGAAACUUGAAACUGAAUUAUAAAAGAAAGUUAAUGCUAUUUACAAUAAAUAAAAUGUUAUAUAAGCUGUGCUCUUAAAAGCUGUAACCAGUGCAUAGUAUGCAAACCUUAAAAUAAAAGUGUUGACUGACAUUUUUCACACGUUCCAGAUUGCCAAACACUGAUGAUGUUCUGCAUCAAUUUUGAUGUUUUAAUAAACAUGAAUUAUUGCAUGGAU